AUGUUGAAGAAAACGCAAGGCUCGGCCGACGUGGACGCGUCGCGCAUUCUUGUGAAGGGGCCCGAAUUUUUGAGGAAACAGAUGGAGCGAGAAAGUGAGGCGAAUAAAGGACGCGUCAGUGCGGUGGAGAGGCUGGCAGCCACUAAACCUCAAUAUGUAAAAAGCCAACAAGUGGUCGGUUCCAUCGGGUCUGCCUCCGUGAGCAGCCGAGGGUCUUCAAACGGGCACGGUUCCGUUAAUAACGCCGCUCGUGCUGAUGUUGAGGCUAUACAGUCGCCUGAAGAAGAUAGUAAUGUGGUGAGACGGAGCAGCUCGAAGAAACGAGACUCGAUUUUAUUAUACAGACAGAAGUGUGAACUCUUGAGAGGAUCGCCUGGCGGGAGUAGGCGAUUAAUUAAAAAGUCGUUAUUCGCUAUUAAAGACAAGACCACCGCGUUUUCUGAGGCGCGCGGUGGUGAAUGCGCCACACGCAGGGACUGCGGGAAAGAGGCCACUCGGGUAAAUGUACCCAUCUCAAACGGCCACUCGGGUGAGACAAACGAUUUGCCGAGAGGACCUCCUCACAGGAUAGUCGCAGAAACCCAGGAGCAGGAGCGCAAGAGCCGGAGGGGGGUGGCGCGCUCCAGCUCUGACAUCAGUUCGCGCUACUCGAAAAACUUCGCGGACUUCGACGCGUUCUUCAAAUACUGCGGCCUCGAGGGUGAAGUCAUCGAGUCCCUGGGCAGAGAAAAGUUCUCCGCGCGCUCGGACAACCUCAGCUCCAAAAUCCUGAGCAUCAGCGUCUCGACGUCAGACGACGGGUUCUCCAGGAGCAGCGACGGCCUGCACGAGGAGGAGUUGCAGGAGACCGCGCGUCAAGGGUCAUCAGUUGUCGAGCGCAACGCUCGGAUCAUCAAGUGGCUCUACAGUUGCAGAAAUGCCGCGGAGUCUGGAAAGACGCUUCGAGAUCUGGAUUAA
This is a messenger RNA of Sinocyclocheilus grahami, 957 nucleotides long. RefSeq names its product protein FAM110C-like. The transcript has a single exon. The record is from RefSeq and is a predicted model, not a curated record. NCBI's taxonomy places the organism in Eukaryota, Metazoa, Chordata, Actinopteri, Cypriniformes, Cyprinidae. Bases 1 to 957 code for a protein of 318 amino acids.